AUGCCUGGCAAAAUAGAGAACGGUACCCCCAAGUAUCUCAAGACAGGAGAUGACUUGGUCUCAGCAGCAAAGUCGUUACUGGACCGUGCCUUCAAGAGCCAUCAUAGCUACUACGGUCUGUGUUCCACCAGCUGUCAGGUAUAUGACACAGCUUGGGUGGCCAUGAUACGCAAGACGACAGAAAAUGUCAAGCAUUGGCUAUUUCCCGAGUGCUUCCACUAUCUCCUCAAGACUCAGGCCGCUGAUGGUAGUUGGGGCGCCCUCCCAACGACCCAGACUGCCGGCAUUCUAGACACUGCUUCGGCUGUGCUUGCGCUCCUGUCCCAUGUACGAAAGCCACUGCAGAUACUGGAUGUCUCCCCAGACGAGAUAGGUCCCAGGAUCGAGCACGGAGUUGCUUCUCUGAAGCGACAGCUAGCGGUCUGGAGGGACGUUGAGGAGACUAACCACAUUGGUGUCGAGCUGAUUGUCCCAGCUUUACUUUCCACGCUUGAGAAAGAGCUCGGCGAGUCAUCAUUCGAGUUCCCUUGCAAAGGCAUCUUGGAAAAGAUGUAUGAAGAGAAGCUCGGCAACUUUGACCUGAAGAAGGUGUACGGCAAGCCGUCUUCACUGCUUCAUUCUCUUGAAGCCUUUCUUGGCCAGAUUGACUUUGAUCGUCUUUCCCACCAUCUUUACCGUGGCUCUAUGAUGGCUUCACCUUCCUCGACAGCUGCCUACCUAAUUGGUGCAACCAAGUGGGACGAUGAGGCUGAAGAUUAUCUGAGACAUAUUGUGAGAAAUGGUGCGGGCCAUGGAGAUGGCGGUAUCUCGGGCACCUUUCCUACAACACAUUUUGAGUGCAGCUGGAUCCUGGCGACACUCCUGCAGGGUGGCUUCACUAUGAAGCAAAUCGAUAGCAAUGGCUUGCGCGGGUUGGCAACUAUCCUUGCCGACGCAUUGAGGGACGAGAAUGGAGUAAUUGGCUUUGCACCCCAUACAGCUGAUGUUGACGACACGGCGAAAGCUCUUCUGGCGUUGAGCCUCGUUAAUCAACAUGUCAGUCCAGAUAUCAUGAUCAAGGUCUUUGAAAGCAAAGACCACUUCACCACGUUCGGAUCAGAACGUGACCCCAGCUUGACUUCCAAUCUCCAUGUGUUGCUGUGUCUCUUGAAGCAGCCAGAACUAUCCGAUUACAAUUCCCAAAUCCUGAAAACCACCUUGUUUAUAUGCCAAUGGUGGUGGGACAGCGAUCAUCACGUCAAGGACAAAUGGAACUUGAGUCACCUAUACCCAACUAUGCUUCUAGUGGAAGCCUUCACCGAGGUACUUCGUCUGAUUGAUGGUGGCGAGCUUUCCAGUCUCUUCGAUGAGAACCUCAAGUGCAAGAUCGGCCUUUCCGUCUUCCAGGCUGUCCUACGUAUCAUUCUCAGCCAAGAUGAGGACGGAUCUUGGAGAGGAUACCGUGAGCAAACAUGCUACGCCAUUCUCGCUCUUGCACAGGCCCGACAUGUCUGUUUCUUCAGUGAAAUGGUGGGGAAGCUACAAACUUGCAUCAGCCGUGGCGUUUCAUGGCUCAAGUCCUACAGCCUCCAUUCUCAAGACCUCACUUGGACGUCCAAGACGGCAUAUGAGGUUGGGUUUGUUGCUGAAGCGUACAAGCUAGCGGCCCUUCGUUCAGCAAGUCUAGAGGUACCCGCCGCUACUAUUGGCCAUAGCAUCACCUCAGCAGUUCCAUCGUCUGACUUGGAGCAGUACACAAGGCUUGUGCGUAAGACUGCUUUGUUCUCACCACUGGAUGGCUGGGAGCUCAGGGCGUCGAUCAUUGAGUCUUCGUUCUUUGUGCCCCUCUUAAAAACUCAACGCGUUGCAAUUUACCCAAGGGACAACAUCAAUAUAGAGGAAGACAAGUACUUGAGCAUAAUACCGUUUACCUGGGUAGGGUGCAACAACAGAAGUCAUACAUUUGCAUCGAAUAGAUGGCUGUACGACAUGAUGUUUUUGUCCCUCCUAGGCUACCAGACCGACGAGUACAUGGAAGCUAUUGCCGGGCCGGUAUUUGGGGAUAUCUCAUUGCUUCACCAGACCAUCGACAAGAUCAUAGACGACACCAGGGUGAACCCAGUCGGGAUCAAUGGUGCUGUGCAUAAUGGAAAUGGCCAUAUGAACGAGCCACCCAACAUCAACAUUAAACAAGUCGAGGACACUCUUACUCGCUUUACCAAGAGUGUCCUCAACCACAAAGAUGUCCUGAAGUCAAGCUCUUCCGAUCAAGACACUCUUCGCCAAGAGUUCAGAACGUUCAUGCACGCCCAUGCCACGCAACUAGAGGACAACAACCGCUUCUCCCAACAGGCCUCCAGCAACGUUUUCCCUUCCCCAGAGCAAUCAUACUUCCAAUGGGUGAAUAGCAUAGGAGGCAGCCAUGUCGCCUGUGCAUACUCAUUCGCUUUCUCCAACUGUCUAAUGUCAGCGAACCUGCCUCAAGGCAAAGAAGCAUUUCCCUCUGCAACUCAAAAGUAUCUGAUUUCAUCUGUCAUGCGCCACGCGACGAAUAUGUGUCGUAUGUACAAUGACUUUGGGUCCAUAGCUCGCGAUAACGUUGAGCGCAAUGUGAACUCGAUGCACUUCCCCGAGUUCGCGCUGUGUAAAGGAAUAUCACAGACCAUUGACGACAGGAAGAAGAGACUUUCACAGAUAGCUAUGUAUGAGCAGGGUUGUCUUGAUCGUGCUCUGGAAGCUCUAGAAAGACAGUCUCGAGAUGAUGCAGGAGAUUCUGCUGGUUCCAAGGAUGUGAGGAAGAUCAAGAUUGUGAAACUGUUCUGUGAAGUCACGGACUUGUAUGACCAACUUUAUGUGAUCAAAGACCUUUCAAGCAGCAUGAAAUGA
Messenger RNA from Fusarium proliferatum ET1, 2865 nucleotides. RefSeq names its product gibberellin cluster-kaurensynthase. NCBI's taxonomy places the organism in Eukaryota, Fungi, Ascomycota, Sordariomycetes, Hypocreales, Nectriaceae. Gene Ontology annotation, molecular function: magnesium ion binding; terpene synthase activity. The record is from RefSeq and is a predicted model, not a curated record. The transcript has 5 exons. Gene Ontology annotation, biological process: diterpenoid biosynthetic process. Bases 1 to 2865 code for a protein of 954 amino acids.